UCAAUCCCAUGGACUAGGACUACGCGUGUAUAUAUAAAGGGGUCGGGGGUAUUGCUGAAGCUACAAUAACAGCAUUUGCAUCGUUUCGUUCUUCUAGGUUUUCGUCGGCGCUCUCUCGUAGAUAAAAUAUUGAUCAUGCCUCGCCGUAGCUCCGGUGGAAGAUCUGCUCGUCCUGCAGCCCGUAGCCCGCCACCUCAACCAGUGCACCAUGCUCCUCCUCCAGCUCCUGUUCACAGUAGCUCCGGUGGAUCCAUGCUUGGAAGUAUUGGUUCAACCAUAGCCGAAGGAAUGGCAUUUGGUACUGGAAGUGCAGUUGCUCAUAGAGCUGUGGAUGCUGUUAUGGGUCCUCGCACGAUCCAACAUGAAACAGUUGUCUCUGAAGCUGUUGCUGCACCAGCACCUGCUGCAACCAACAUGGGAGAUUCUUGCAGUGUGCACUCUAAGGCAUUCCAGGAUUGCCUGAAUAGCUAUGGCACUGACAUCACUAAGUGUCAGUUCUACAUGGAUAUGUUAGCUGAAUGCAGGAGAAACUCAGGUUCGAUGAUGAGUUCUUAAGUGCGGUCUCCAGCCUCACAAACUAUCGUCCAUUAGUUGUGUCUGGAUUGCUGCUUAUUGCUAUGGUGACUACUAUUAAGGAUUUCCCAUCAGACGAUACUAUCUGUGGCAAUUGGGUGUGGUGAUCUUAGAAGAUAUGAAAGAAUGAUACAAAAAUUUUUACCAUACAUUAACAUGGAUGUGCAAUUUACAUUGCACAGUUGGAGUUCAUAGACUUCCCUUGAAGUUGACUUAGAAUUUUAUUGUUAACUUGCUUCGGCAACAAUUUAACAGCUUUGUAAGCUUGAAUUUGUUUGUUCUAUUUCCUUUACUUUUAGAUCCCGUAGAUGCAGUUCUAGCCAAAUUUUGCGCAUUUUCUAUAUGAAUUCCUGGGAAUUGCAGUUUUCUUAUGUAUGCU
This is a messenger RNA of Sesamum indicum (sesame), 952 nucleotides long. RefSeq lists its product as uncharacterized. Gene Ontology annotation, biological process: mitochondrion organization. The record is from RefSeq and is a predicted model, not a curated record. Gene Ontology annotation, cellular component: mitochondrion; nucleus. Lineage: Eukaryota; Viridiplantae; Streptophyta; Magnoliopsida; Lamiales; Pedaliaceae.